GUGACAGUUUUAUUCACUACCGAGCUCGCCGGUCCACUUGAACUAAGAGGGGCAGAGUAGACAAGUGUUUCCAUAUUAACUCCGUUAGACCCUAAAUAGGAGAGGCAUAAGGAUUAUUUUAUUUUUUUCGUCAUAUCAAAGAUGUGAUCCAAACAAUUUUUUAUUCUUUUCUUUUUGAUAUAAAAAAAGAUCAAUAUGGGUUCCGAUGGACAUUUGAAGUUUCUUGUAAGCCUCCUCUUCACAUUCACAUGGUUGGUUUGUAAAGCCUACGAAGGUGGAAUAUGUGACGAACCUCAAACAUCUAUAUUCUGUACUUGUGAUACAAGGUACCGAGAGACAACUGUAGUUUGUUUCGUUACCAACAAUAUAAGCAGGCACGAUGAGGUAUGGGGAUCUCUUGGCGACGUUGAAAAUGUUGUCAGUCUAAAAUUGCAUUCCAUGUUACCAAUGAGGCUAAAUUAUAUUCCUACUGACAGCCUUAAUCAUAUGAAUACUUUAAAAAGUUUAUCCAUCCAGCAAGGAAACUUAGGAGUUCUCCAAAGCUACGCUAUAUCCAAUAUGAAAGAACUCCGAGAGUUGGUUCUAGAUGGUAGUGAAAUAACAGAACUGGAACCAAAUGCAAUCUCAAAUUUACCGAAACUGAAGAAAUUGUCACUGAGUGAAAAUCUACUGCAAGAAGUUCUAUCGGAAACUUUGACUGGUUUGGCAGACCUCGAGCAGUUAUUCUUGGACCGGAAUAAUAUAUCCAGGGUUGAAGCCUGCGCUUUUUGUGACUUGCACAGUUUAAAGGAAUUAGAAUUAUGGGGUAAUCAAAUUACAGACCUCACUGAAUAUAUGUUCCGGGGGCUUCGGUAUCUCAAGCGGUUAGAUCUAUACAAAAACCAAAUAAGAAUUUUGAAUGACAAGAUCUUCCAUUCUAUGGUCAAGCUUGUGGAAAUAGAUUUGAAAGAUAAUUUAAUUAGUCAUAUCGCACCAAAUGCAUUUCAAGGAUUGGAGAAACUUCAGAUUUUGAUGCUGAAUUCGAAUAAAAUAAAAGUACUUCCGGAUCAAAUUUUCAAGCCACUUCCAAGUUUAAGAUCUGUGGACAUGUACAACAAUGAACUGGAAACGUUACAAUAUGAAGUAGUGGAAAAUAUGGCCAAUGCUAAAGAUCAACACUUCUCUUUUUCAUUUAGAGAAAAUCCCAUAAUUUGUGACUGCCGAUUAAAGUGGGUGAAAUCGUACAUGAAAAUGGUCAAGAGCCACCAGUUCUCGAGGGAGCUUCGGGACUUCCAGUGCAAACCCGACGGAGAAAACGAGACGCUGCAGUCAGUCCACUUGAUGGAGAUGGAGUGCGACAAGUUCACUACCAUGAAACAGAAAAACCUCAUCACCACCUCGCGCUCGGUGACGCAGCCUGUCAACCUGGUUCCCUACGAGAUCCACGGCCGCAUAAACAAAACACGGAAGACGGCUGUCGUAACAGAAGAUGUGUCUGUCGUACAAGACAGCGAGGCUGAAGAAAUGGCGGAAGAGAUGGAAGACAAAGACAGCAAGCCCAAUAGAUCUGCAAUUCUUACUGGUGACGUUCGUAUAAUCACUUUUGUGACUCUGUGGACUCUGUCCUUGGUGAGAAAGCGUAAAGGAACAUAAACUGAUUUGUUGUUUAUGUUUAUGUAAAUAUAUUGGACAAUAUGUUUGUGGUGCUUUGUCAAACAUUGACUAUUGUUUGGUAUCGAAUCGAUACGAACAAACGAUGCGAUUAUUAUUUUUUGAACUUAACGAGAAUUUUGUUUUUGAUUCAUGAAAUGUUCUGGUGUACAUUCAAGGUACAUUUGCUUUGAAAAUGUCAUGGAAUGACAGGAUUAAAGACAAUUUUGUUGUUACAUGGUGGAAAUGAAAUGAUUAUUGUAAAUAAAUUUACACCGAAUUUUUAUUCUUAAAAAACAUGAGUUUGUGCUGCUCUAUGUGUAGAUUUUAAUUUUAAAUUAUUUCAAAGAUGCAUUCAUUAUUAUAAUGCUACUUUUUUAAGUGAAUUAAAUAGUAAUUAAUAUAACCAGGUUAUUCUAUUGAUAAAAAUAAUUUUGUAUAUUCAAAGACUAUUUCCUUUUUAGAAGAAAGCAAAUUUGUAGCUGAAUUUGCAAAUGCAUUGUCACUGGUGAAAAUAGCUAUCAUAAUUUCAUCAGAAUUGAUAUUGAAUUUUUAAAAAACUAUUAAGCAUUAGCAGAUAUAGAAAGUUAGCUUUAAAUUCUUUAUCGCAUUUAAGCAAUCAUAAAUAUAAACUAUAUCAAUAUUAUGUGCAAUUCAUGAAUAUCAUGAUACGUACAUUAUUUUACUCUAUAAUUACGCACUCUAUUAAUUUUUUAGUCUUAAAUGAAUUGUAUUGCUAUGUAAUUUCAUUUAUUGUUGCGAUAAAUUGAAGUUCAAAGGGCGCAUGUGAUUUCUUUUAAAUAACUGACUGUCAAAGAAGCUUUGGCAAAAGGCCCUAUUAUUGUAUUUUUGUCUGGAAAAUGUUUUUCCAGGUGAAAUUAUGUGAAUAUAUUUUUGUGCUACAAUAUAAUUUUGUCUUUCAUAUGAAUUGAAAAAUAUCCUUUUAUGUUUGUAUUUUUGUUUUAUUGAAGAAAAUCAUGUGGAAGUUUUGUUUAUUAUAGUAUUCAUAAUUGCAAUCCUAUAUCAACUUAAAUCAAUCACUGCCAAAUUUGAAUUUAAUAUCUUUCUUUAGUAUUAAGUUUAUUAUUAAAUGAUUGAUAAAAUAUUGGAGGAAAAGUUUUGA
Messenger RNA from Argiope bruennichi, 2752 nucleotides. Its product is annotated as connectin-like. Lineage: Eukaryota; Metazoa; Arthropoda; Arachnida; Araneae; Araneidae. Gene Ontology annotation, molecular function: protein binding. Bases 196 to 1632 code for a protein of 478 amino acids. The record is from RefSeq and is a predicted model, not a curated record. The transcript has 3 exons.